ACAUACAUGGUUUGACUUUGACUGUGAUGUCGGAACACAGAUCACAGUGAUCAACGCCCUUCACCUGCAUGAGUGACUUAUACGGAAUAUUGAUUCCACACUUGAUAGCCACAUGACAGGUCGUGAUCUUCGAAAUCGAAUUUUGUAGGCGCACUGGGUCAUCAGUCAUGUUCCACCCACAACGCAAUCCAAAUAGCUCAGGCCUACAUAACUGCUCGCGGCGUAGCCAUAACUCUCAUAUCCUAUAGUCGCCAUAGGACAUGAGAAUCAAACAUAGCAUAAAAGUAAGUUUCCGAACUUGAACGCAAGCUCUGAUGUUAGGAAGUGGGCGUCAUAUAAUCCGUACAGCCUCUUUCUGACAGCGAGAUAUUCCCUUGAAAGUUCAAAGUCACUAUCAGUCAGUGAAAGGACCCCGAGUCUCAAGAUAUUGCUUCUUCUAAGACGGCUAGCAUGUCUUUAGGUGAGUAGGUUGGUUCAUACCUUUCUAACAAUGUAUGCUCCAUGUUCAACGUUCUCUCAGGUUCAGAUGAUGAUGAUUACGUCUUCUUCGAGUCACUCGACACCGUCGACAUCAAUAUCCUCCCCGACAAAAUUCUCGUCACUAUAUUCGAGUUCGGUAGUAGAAUCACGCUGCAAAACUCUCGUUUGCCGUUUACCAUCCUUGCCUCGCAUGUUUGUCGGAGAUGGAGGAAUGUCACACACAUGACGCCCUCUGUAUGGCGUAGCAUUUCGAUCGUCGAUCCACUUAAUCUUACAGUGCCCAGGUUCUGCCUGGAGAAAGCUGGCGGGGAGGAGCUCGAGUUCUAUUUACAUGCGAGAGAUAAUCGAAACAUCGAUGCUCUCGAUCUUCUGAAGGAGCAUUCCAACAGAUUAUAUUCCCUUUCCAUACGUGCAGAUACUCCACUCGCCCUAUUCGUCACUUUUGCCCAAUUGCGCAUCGCCGUCAAUGCGCCAUGCCUGAAGCGGCUCGAGGUAUAUGUGAAUGCGAACGUACGUCAAUUACCGGAUAUAUUCAUGGAUCGUCCUCCAGCACUGUCCCAUGUCAGGCUGGAAGGAAGCACAUUCGGCUUCGGCUCCGGUCUAAUGAGAGGAUUGACUUCCCUCAUCCUGACUCGGCGGCCUUCUGGGUUGACCUUGCCAUCUUAUCAAGCCUUCAGCGAGAUGCUCCUUGCAUCUCCAGAGUUGACGCACCUGACCCUUGACGGAGUCCUUCCUGACAUUCAACUUGAUACAGAGUGCAUUCAGAUCGAACUGUUAUCUUUGGUGUCUCUGGAACUCACAAUCCCACCUCACUACGAGUCCAUCGAUGGAAUCUUUGACAUCAUCACGGCGCCAAACCUUCGUAAACUCAAAUAUUCGAGUAACUGGGAACCUGCGUGGAUGGCUCUUGACUUAGUCCUCCCUGUCCUAGCGGCGAAAUUCUCAGGCCUGCAGGAGUUCCAUGUCGCUAUCACUUCAAGUGAAGCGUUCAAGGAGCAUAGCUGGGUGGACUCAUUGUUAUUUCGAGCCUUUCCAGAACUUCGCGUCUUCAUCCUGGAUGCAUUUGAUGAUUCCCAUAUUCGAUAUUUCCUCCAGGUUUGGGCUGAGUAUGGGACUGAGGGCAAUGCAGUGCUGGAUUGGGAAGGGAUAUACUUUGAGAUGUUGUGGCCGAAGUUGGAGCUCUUGGUCGUUCGCGCACCUUUUGAUGAUGACACAGACGAACCAUCCUUGGACGGACUUAUCGAGUUUCUAGGCUCAAUGCGGACGUCGUUUGGGCUCCCGUUCGAUGUUAAACAAGGGUAUAUCUUCGAAGGGCUUGGACGUGAGGAAGAUGGGCAAGGUAGGGAAGAAGAGAGGAAUAUCAUCACUACUCGCGAUCGUUUGGCAGCACUGGCAGCUCGGGGUGAGAGACCGUUACCCCCGCCUCCACCUUACAGUACUGUGCAAGCAACGGGCUGGGAACGAUUGCCUACUGGCAUGAAUGAUCCAGUAGACACGUUGCAGGAUGAAUAGUUUUCUUCACAGACAUCUUAACCAUUAUUCACAUACGAAGUCAUAUAUACAAACCCAUAACAUUCCUGACGUGUGCACGCUCACUCAAACUUAUACAGUUGCUUUCGAGGUUCUUGGUCAAUUUCUAUUUUGAGCAAACU
Somion occarium is the source of this 2132-nucleotide messenger RNA. The record is from the annotation of a GenBank genome assembly. Lineage: Eukaryota; Fungi; Basidiomycota; Agaricomycetes; Polyporales; Cerrenaceae.